Molecule: messenger RNA, 1659 nt
Organism: Recurvomyces mirabilis
Lineage: Eukaryota; Fungi; Ascomycota; Dothideomycetes; Mycosphaerellales; Teratosphaeriaceae
Exons: 2
Coding region: 1-1659 (552 amino acids)
Molecular function (GO): hydrolase activity
Source: RefSeq, a predicted model, not a curated record
AUGUUCACCACACUUGCCCUUUCUUCCCUUUUGUUGGCGGCUCCGGCGGUAUUGGCACAGAGCAUUGGAACUGGCUCGUGUACCGAUGUUCACAUCUUUAUCGCUCGUGGAUGGAACGAGGACUACCCCGGCCGACAAGGCAACCUCACCACUCGUGUCUGCAACGAUCUGCCUGGAACGACCUGCGACUAUGAGGACAUUGCAUACGACGCAUACUCGACCGAUUAUUGCCCUUCCGUAGACGCUGGAGAGGCUCUUGCGCUUUCGCAAAUCAACGCAUACUACGCCAAAUGCCCCGAAACCGCCAUCGUGCUCAGCGGAUACAGUGAAGGUGCGACGGUCAUUGGCAAUGUCCUAGCUGGCGAUACUGGCGAUGUGUUCUGCCCAAGCUCUGGGCACCCUGGCUUGACCGACACCACAUCGGGCCCAAGCUGCAACAUUGCUGCUGUCACACUGUUCGGUAACCCAAGGCACACUGCCAACCAGCCUUACAACGUCCUUGCUGGAUCUCCUGGCAUGGCGAACAGCAACCGCUCUCAGGCCGAAGGUCUGGAUCGCAUGGGCUUCUACACGCCAAGGCUCCACGACUACUGCAACUAUGAUGAUUUGAUCUGUGCUCCUGGGCUCGGUGCCAACACUGUUGAGGCCCACACCAACUACUUCCAGCUUUACAGCGCUGAGGCUGCUCAGUACAUCGCAGACCUCGUCAAGAGCUUCACGAAGGGCAAGUACUGCGCGGUCCCGGCAACGUCUUCUUCUAGCAGCGCUGCUAUGACCACCUCGUUCAGCGCCUCUGGUAGCACGACCGUUCCAGUCACCGUCACCGUCUCUGCCAGUGCCUCGUCGAAUGGCUCUUUCGCUUGCAACCCAGCGCACAGCUACCCAAAUGGCGCAUCCUGCAUCUCGACCGCCGGCUCCCUGACUUUGUUCACGCCAUCUGCCUCGACCUCUGUCGCCCAGGUUACUGUCACGGAAUUGACUAGCGUAUACACCACCGUCUGCCCUCAGACCAGCGUCAUUACCUCUGACGGAACGACCUCAACCUCCACAUGGACUGGCCCUUCGACCGUGACGAGCACUUACAGCUCCACUGUGACCACGACAGUCCCUGUCACUCUCGGUGCUGCUUCGUCUGGCGCGGCCCAGUCAGUCCCAUACGUCACCGUCACCGACCUCACCAGCAUCUACACAACCGUCUGCCCGCAGACAAGCAUCUACACCACAGGCAAUCUGACCCGCACCUCAACCUGGACCGGGCCCAGCACUGUGACAAGCACAUACAGCUCCACUCUCACAACCACGGUCGCCGCCACCUACGUGGCCCCAGUCACAGCCACAAACUCCGCAGUCACCACUCUCAACGGCACACCAGCCGUCGUCAGCUACACCAGCAGCGUUUCCACCACCACCUACGCCAACUUCCCAACCCUGACCUUCACCAACGCCAUUCCGACCGCUACAUACUGGCUUAACAACCAGGGCAGCAGCAACGGUACCAAGGUGACUGGUUUCGUGGCCAGCGGAAGCGCGGGAGGAGCCAAGUCCACCAGCACUGGUGGUGCUCCUAUCACGCCAUACACCGGUGCUGCUAGCAGCGUCGUGGCCGCUAGGUGGCUCGCGGCUGCUGCUGCUGGUGUUGUUGGUUUGAUGAUGAUCUAA